Molecule: messenger RNA, 5453 nt
Organism: Nicotiana attenuata
Lineage: Eukaryota; Viridiplantae; Streptophyta; Magnoliopsida; Solanales; Solanaceae
Exons: 8
Coding region: 418-3993 (1191 amino acids)
Biological process (GO): negative regulation of DNA-templated transcription
Molecular function (GO): transcription corepressor activity; acyltransferase activity, transferring groups other than amino-acyl groups
Source: RefSeq, a predicted model, not a curated record
UUUUACGGUCAUGCACUUAAAAAAAUAAGAAGUGGUUUGUUCAUAUAUACAACCAAACCCAGAAAGUGAAAACCAAACCAAACUUUUUCUCUUUUUCUAUUUGCUGGUUCGAUUUUUUCGCCAGGAAAAAACUUUAUCGAUCAAUUUCAUCACUUUUCGGUGAAAUUGACAGAUCGCCGAAAUUUUCCGGCCAGGUAUUGAUCGCUGAUUUUUUUCUCUCGUUCAAUUCACUCAAUUCUGAAUAUAUUAAUCUACAAAUUGAUAAUUUUCUGCCGCUUUGUAUCUAAAGUUGGGACUGUUUUUGUUAUGCUUCAGAUCUAGUAAUGUUGAAUAACUGAAGGUAUAAUUUGGAGUUGUGAAGAAUUUAGGUGAUAUUUAAAUGUGACUUUGUGUUGUAAUUGUGAGAUUUAGUUUAAAAUGGAGGAUAGUGUGAGAUCAGGAGGGGGUGUAUUGAAGAAAAAAAGCUCUUCUGGUUGUUUAAUUAUUAAAAAGAAAGAUGACAGAAUGGUGAAGAAGAGGCCAAGGUUUGUUAUGAAUGAUCACGUGUCGAAUGAUGAGUUAUCGGAGUCAAUUCGGAGGAAAAAUGGUCAAUCUUUUAGUAAUGGUUAUGGGAAAAGUGGUGUUAGAGAUGGAGAAUUUGGUAGGAAUGUGAAUUUGCUUGAUCUUAAUGACUACGAAGAAUGUGAUGUGAAAAGGCAAUUGAAUGGGUAUAGUGAUGAGAUAUCGGAGUCAAUUCGGAGAAAAACUGGUCAAAAAAUUCGUAAUGGUACUGUUGUUUAUGGAAAAAGUUGUGUUAGAGAUGGAGAAUUUGGUAGGAAUGCGGCUUUGCUUGAUUUAAACGGGUAUGAAGAAUGUGAUGUGAAAAGGCAAUUGGAUGGGUAUUGUGAUGAGAUAUCAGAGUCAAUUCGGAGAAAAAAUGGUCAAAAAUUCGGUAAUGGUUCUGUUGUUUAUGGAAAAAGUUGUGUUAGAGAUGGAGAAUUUGGUAGGAAUGCGGAUUUGCUUGAUUUAAACGAGUAUGAAGGAUGUGAUGUGAAAAGGCAAUUGAAUGGGUACAGUGAUGUCAGAUCGAACAUGAUUGAAAGAAGAGGGAGUUGUAGAGAGUUCGGGAGUGGGUCUGGGAGUGUGAUGGUUGAGAAGAGGAAGCUUUCAUGUAUGGAUAGUUCAAGUAGUUUUUCAGGUAGUAGGAUGAAGGGCGAUGACAAUGGCUAUACGAGAAGGUAUGAUUUGUUAGAGGGUGAAGUGCGUAUGCCCAUUUCGUUGACCAGAGAACCCACUCAUGAAGCAAUCAGAUUGCAAGGGAAAAAUGGGGUAUUAAAGGUUAUGUUGAAUAAGAAGAAGAAGAUUGACUUAAUGCACAAGGAUUAUGAUCCUGUGGAAAUAGAAAAUAGAAAAGGUUCUCAGUCGGCAGAUGUUGUCAAGAGGAAUUUACUAGUCCAUCCGUCCUUUUACUUGGGUUCUAAACACCCGGAAAAGCAACCUUUGUCUAUUAAAACAGAGAAAAAUGAGCUGAAACUGGAAAAACCUUUGUUGGGUAAAAUCAUCCGUUCAGUAGCCUCUGAAAAAGAUGAGACUGAUACGUCACUUAAGUUGGCACCACCUAGUUCAGUGCCUGCUAGCUCAGCAAUGGGGGUGCUAAAGGAAGAAAGCAGGUCCUUAGCAUCUGAAGAUGUUAUCCCCGCUAAAAGCAAAGAUGGAAAAGUGAAACGAGGUGGGAGCACUGAGAAGCAGCAGUUGCGAGAGCGAAUAAGGGGAAUGCUCCUUGAAGCUGGAUGGACCAUUGAUUAUAGACCAAGAAAGAAUAGAGACUAUCUGGAUGCAGUGUACACUAAUCCUAGUGGAACAUCCUAUUGGUCAAUAAUUAAGGCCUAUGAGGCAUUUCAAAAACGACCUGAGGUAGAUUCAGGUAAAAGUAAACCUGAUGGCAGCUCUUGUUCAUUUGCUCCAAUAUCAGAUGAUUUAAUUAAUAAACUUACCAGGCAAACACGGAAAAAGAUUGAGAAAGAAAUGAAAAAGAAGAGAAAAGAUGAUGGCAAGAGAGAAGAUCGUAAAAAGACUUCUGUGAGGGGAGAGGCUCUUCAGCAUGAGGAGAGGCUCGGUAGCUAUAUAAAGAAGAAAGAUAAGUUGCUGCAAGGCAAAUUACAUGCAAUAGACCAGGAGAGUGGGGAUAAUUCAAGUGACAAUUUGAAGGUAAGGAGACUUAAACAGGAUACAGUUGCAAAAUCAUCUGGUGGAGUUGCUUCUAAUUCAAUACACGGAAGAAAAAGUAAAUUAAUUGGGCGAUGUACAUUGCUGGUCCGUCAUUCUGACAAGAGGGGAAGUUCAGAUAGUGACGGCUAUGUUCCAUGUACUGGAAAAAGAACCUUAUUGUCCUGGUUGAUUGACUCCGGGACAUUGAAGUUGAGACAGAAGGUUCAAUAUGUGAACCGUAGAAGGACUAGAGUAAAACUAGAAGGCUGGAUCACACAAGAUGGCGUCCACUGUGGUUGCUGUAGUAAAAUCCUUCCAGUUUCAAAAUUUGAGCUCCAUGCUGGAAGUAAACGGCAUCAACCAUUUCAAAACAUAGUUGUAGAGUCCGGAGCUUCCUUACUAGAGUGCUUAAUUGACACAUGGAAUCGGCAAAAAGAAUCUGGUCGCCGGGAUUUCUACAGUAUAGGCAUUGAUGGUGAUGAUCCAGAAGAUGAUGCUUGUGGUAUCUGUGGUGACGGUGGGGACCUUAUCUGUUGUGAUGGUUGUCCAUCAACUUUCCAUCAGAGCUGUCUGGGCAUACAAAUGCUUCCUCCAGGCCAUUGGCAUUGUCCAAAUUGCACUUGCAAAUUUUGUGGAGCUGCUUGUAAAUUUCCAGAGGAGGAUAGUGAGAGAACUGUCAACGAAAUUCUUUCUUGCAGCCUCUGUGAGAAAAAAUAUCACAAAUCAUGCAGUUUGGAGACAGAUGCUUUGUCUGCAAUAUCCAAUAAUCCAUCUGCAUCAUUUUGUGGGCAGAAAUGCCAGGAGAAUAUUCUUGGCGUCAAACAUGAACUUGAAGCAGGAUUCUCAUGGUCCCUGAUUCAACGAACAGAUUUGGACUCAGAUAUUUCUCGUUGCCCCUUUCCUCAACGGGUGGAGUGCAAUUCUAAGCUAGCUGUUGCAGUGGCUGUUAUUGAUGAAUGUUUCUUGCCCUUUGUUGACAGGAGAAGUGGGAUAAAUAUUAUUCAUAACGUUCUCUACAACACUGGCUCAAAUUUAAGUCGGCUGAAUUUCCGUGGCUUCUACACUGCACUUCUGGAAAGGGGUGACGAGAUAAUAUCGGUUGCAUCUAUAAGGAUCCGUGGAACUCAACUUGCGGAAAUGCCAUUCAUUGGGACCCGGAAUAUAUAUAGGCGGCAAGGGAUGUGCCGUCGACUGUUAUCUGCUAUUGAGACAGUUCUCUCUACUUUAAAAGUUGAGAAGUUAAUCAUUCCUGCGAUAUCUGAGCAUCUGCAUACCUGGACCAAGGUUUUUGGAUUUGAGGAACUUGAGGAAUCAAACAAGCAAGAAAUGAAAUCCAUCAAUAUGUUAGUAUUUCCUGGGACAGACAUGUUACGAAAGAAGAUACUGAUGGAAGACAUGCAAGAGGCUUGUGAUUUACAACAUAGUCAUUCUCCGUCACCUGCUUUGGUUGAAAAAGCUGAUCCGAAAUCAUCUAUCAGGCAUGAUCCACACCUGCAUGAUGGCGUAUGUGUGAGUAUACUGGAGAAAACUGAUGUCGGGUUUGGUCCCAUGGAUUCUGGCUCUCCAGCUUCUGCUGUUCAUUUAAGUGCUAGCACUGUGGUUAGAGCACAAAGUGGUUGUUGCGAGUCUGAUAUCCAAAUCUCCAGUAUGGAGGUAGAGAAGAAUUUUGCUGAAUCAGCCACAAAUUUAAUGCUCUCUUCUCCAUCUGGCGCAAGUAACGGCAGCCCUGAUACUGAAGAUGCUGCACUAGGUCCUGCAAAUAUUGCUGUCAACUCUGGUAUAGAGCCUAUCAAUCAAAAAAUUUAGGAAGAAAAUGCCCGACCUCCUUGGUAACAAUCUGGUCUUGUUUCAUUUGCUGAAGUUUCUUCCGGGAGCACAUCGGUAGAAAACAGAUUGAAGAAGCUUCUGAUAGUUCUGCCACUAAAGACAAUCAGAAAGAUACUUGUGUGGUUUGCGUAGAUAGCUGUUUUCUAGACCCUGCUGUCCAAAGUGCUAGAGAAGAAGUCAGCAGCAAUAGACAUGGUUUAGCAUCUACCUCGACUCCCUAUGCAAUUUGCAAGGAUUUACAGUCUUAGUGUUGAAUCAACCAAGCAGAUCUGAUGUGGUAAAUGAGCUACAUGUGAUCCAAAACAAGCUUCUGAUUCUAAAUGCGUCAGUGAUGCAAAUUUUCCAUGAAUGAGGGCAAUUCGGAUACCUCUGCAGUUUAUGAUGGAGGUGAUGAUAGAAUUAGUGCUGAAGUUUUCUUUUAUAAAGCUGGAAUUGGUUCAUCAAAUGAAACUCUUUUACAAUAUACUGUUUUGUAGAAUAAUGCAAAUGAUCAACUUGGUUCUUCUGGAUCUGAGUGUGUGACUCUGACUUUAAACCUUGAUAACGGUUAAGAAUUAAAGUUUCUCUUGUUGAGAGGAUUGUUCAGCCUUCUGAUCUUGGUUGAAAAUCAUUGAAGUGAACGUGAUAGACGCUGCACUGUUCCUUGUCCUGCUGAUGUUUCCGCACAACAUGGUGCUGAAGAAAAAUUUAAGAACUAUGAUCCUGUUAGUGUUCUUCUCAUACUGGCCAUGUUAUUACCUUGAUCAGCAGCCAACUUGAAGUAGGACGUUUCACCAGCCGAAUCUACAGUCAACUAGUCAGGCAUCGUUGAUAUUUGGAGCUAUUUUGGUUGGUUUUCUGUUGAACUGAUUCUUGAUGUUUCCUUCAGAGGUUUGGCUCAAUUGUGCAAAAGGCUGUUUGGAGGACGGGAAAAGAAUUACUCAGCAAGGCUAUUGGACAAAGUGGUCUAAAUCAUGCUGUUUCCAUGUGAUCUAGGUCGAAGUUGAAAUGAAGUUGUGAAGGCUAUGGUAGCUUCUGAUUAAGUGCACUGAACAAGAUCCUCUACCACUUUAAGAAUGCGGUGGCUAAAUGUCUUUAUAGGAGCUGGGGAAAGUACAUGGAUGCUACAAAUCUAUCUACACAGCAGUGUAUGCUAUGGUUUGAUGGGAAAUGAAUGCAAUUGUCUUGUUGGAACACAUUUAGCAGUGCCAAUGUUUCUUGCCUUGCCGUCUAGACAGAUGAUUCCUAACAGAAUACACAUUCAGGAAGAUGUGCAUUAUACUAAAUGGCUUUAGCGCAUUUUGAGAAUUCUGCUGACUUCAUUGGUAAAUAGUAUUCUUGCAUUUUAUAAAUGAACAUAUGUAGAUAUAUGUAUAUCUAGUAUUCAAGUUUUCGAUGGUCAUUGAGAUUUUCGAAAUUCAUCAUUUGAAAGGAUAAUUUCACCACAUCUGGUUCAAUUC